Messenger RNA from Lichtheimia ornata, 1062 nucleotides. RefSeq lists its product as uncharacterized. The transcript is spliced from 3 exons. The record is from RefSeq and is a predicted model, not a curated record. Bases 1 to 1062 code for a protein of 353 amino acids. Lineage: Eukaryota; Fungi; Mucoromycota; Mucoromycetes; Mucorales; Lichtheimiaceae.
AUGAAAGCCAGCAUCCACGUCGAUUAUCUAUCACACGAUUGGUCACCCACCGAUGUGAUUCGAGCCCAUAUUCAGACUCGAAAACAAAUACGAUCCACCUUAGACAAGCUGCGUUCAGAUCCAUCUAAUCGAGCGGUACGCCUUGAACAUCAACGUUUGGUACGCUUCCAAAAUGCUCUUUGGCGACAAAUGUCAAGGACAUGUACAUGUCGUCUUGGAAGAGAUAAUGCAUUAAUUGACCCAUCCACAGUAAACUGGCAAAAGGAAUCGGAUAUCACAUGGUUAUACGGACCAUUGUACACACCUGAAAAUGAGCCACAACAACAAACUUUUCCUUGCCCAACAUCAUCAUCAUCAACAUCAACAUCCACACCCAACUACCACCCACCUCAUGGUUUGAAGCCUGCCCUGAAAAAACAAAACACUGCAAUUUAUCUACGACGAGGGGCUGAUGACCGGAUACCUUCAUUUUCAUCCAUAUCAUCUACAAGCAGCAGCCUCUUCCAAUCCUCCUUACCGCCCACCCCACCUUCAGCAUCUCAAAGCACAAGUGUACGCUUCAGCCCUGAAUCUACCAAAGUACAAUACUUUGAACCAGAAUCACCUGUACAAGAAUCCUUGGAAUAUGAGCAUGGUGAUGGUAUGGUACCAAGUGGCUGGAAUCCAUAUUGGCCCAUCUAUGAUGAACAAGAAGACUGCCGGUCAAGGUACUACUACUAUUACGCCGAUAGCAACUACUACUACGAUGAACAAGAGGAUGAUGAUGCCUUAUGGGAAUCCAUGGUUAGCGUUGUUGGGCAUGUAAAGUCGUUUUUCUCAAGCUGGCUUCCUCCACGAUUAUGGAAAUCAUCAUCAUCCCCUUCACGAACAACACGUCAAAAUGCAUCGUUGGAUCUCAUGGUGACGCUCAUGUCUGUAACAAAAUCAGUUGCAUCAUUGGUGGCAACAUGGCUCAUGUACCAAGGCAUGCUAAGGCUCGUUCGUAGGCCAAGCAGUAUUCGACAAGCACCUACCAAACGAGAAAAUACCAUCACUUGGCAAACAUUUGCAUCAUCAUCAUAA